CCCGCCCUCCCGCUUCCCAUUUUCAGUCGCCGAGCCGCGUACAGCGCACGCACUGCACGCGCAUCGGCACUUCCAGCGACGCGUCGUGAGCUCCUCCCUUCGACCCUUCCUGUGGCGCGUCGUAAGCUCUGUGCAGGCGACGGCGGCGCGCUACCAGUGACGGGGGGAUACGGCGGCAUCGUCCCCCUCGGCCCCUCCUCCAUCCCGGUGCGGCGGCGCCAGCCUACAGGGCAGGAGUACCACCAAGCGAGCGCGAUGGUGAGCUCCGCACUGAGGCGCUGUCUCCCCUGCCAUGCCUCUCUCUGUCAUGCCUUCCCUCCCCAUCCGCUGCUGGCCGCUGCCGGCGUCUUCCGUCGUUCAUUCCAGUCCGGGGAUGGUGAGACUAUGGACGAAUUCGAAGAACGGUUGUUUGGGGGCAAGGACACAGACAAAGGAUCACUCUACGAGAAGCUCGAUAGGGCUGAGAACACUGGUAGGAGAUACAAUAUGGGCUCUGGGAUGGGUGGUUUGACUGGGUUAAGUGACAAGAGCAGAUCUGGGUUGUCCAAGGGUGGUUUCACUUGGUUAAGUGACAGUAGCAGCUCUGGUUUCCCUGGGUUUCCUGCAUCUGGCGACAGGAGCAAUUCAGGAUGGAUGGAUGGUUAUGAUUCUUUUAAUGAUGGCUUAAAUGAUACGAUUGCUAAUGCGGCACGCAACAUCCAAAUGGAGGAGGACGAGGACGUCGACGGUGACUGGGAAGAUGACUUUGAGUUCAGGCCUGAUGUGCGGUUUAGGCAAGGUUCAACGUAUUCUGUUCGGGACCUUGACCUUAGAAAACCUGCAGCCGCAAAGAACCCUCCUAGACGACAGUUUGAAACAACUACAGCGGAGGUACUGAAGAAGGCUGAUUUUAGGAAUGUUAGAUUCCUCUCCAACUUUCUUACGGAAGCUGGAAUUAUCAUCAAGAGAAGCCAGACCCGUAUAAGUGCAAAAGCUCAGCGUAAGAUUGCAAGAGAGAUCAAAACCGCACGUGCGUUUGGGUUAAUGCCUUUUACAACAAUGGGUAGAAGACCAUUCAUUUUUGGCAGAAGUGCGGAGGAGCAUUAUUGGGAUGAUGGAUAUUUCGGCUAUGUGAAGCAGAAGGAUGGUGAGCCUGUUGAGAAUGAGGAUGCUGAGCCAAAUGUGGAGGCUGUGUAAACAUUCUGAAGCAUCCUUUUGCAAGCGCUCCGUUCAGUUUCUUCUGGUGCCUUCAUGACACAAGUCACACAAUGCUUGUUUUGCGUCUUCAGAUCAUAGCGUAGCUCAGCUUGAAUAAAACUGUAACAUCACGCAAGUUUUGUGAAACUCGUGCCUUGCUCAAUUGUGCCACUUUAGCAGACAUCCCCAGCUCACCUCAUCCUGGCUGGAGAUCAUAUGCAGAUAUGAAAUGGAACGUGGGAUCAGAGUUUUAGUUGACGCUCAAAAUUUUGAGAUAGCAGCACUGAUUUCAGUUUCUGUUGGAUAAUGAUUGUUUGGCUGUUCAACGAGAAAAAUAUUGUAUGC
This is a messenger RNA of Zea mays, 1521 nucleotides long. RefSeq lists its product as uncharacterized. Gene Ontology annotation, biological process: translation. The record is from RefSeq and is marked provisional. The coding region runs from base 256 to 1176 and encodes 306 amino acids. Lineage: Eukaryota; Viridiplantae; Streptophyta; Magnoliopsida; Poales; Poaceae. The transcript is spliced from 6 exons. Gene Ontology annotation, molecular function: structural constituent of ribosome; small ribosomal subunit rRNA binding. Gene Ontology annotation, cellular component: ribosome; mitochondrial small ribosomal subunit.